This is a messenger RNA of Coffea eugenioides, 2062 nucleotides long. RefSeq names its product GDP-L-galactose phosphorylase 1-like. The record is from RefSeq and is a predicted model, not a curated record. Gene Ontology annotation, biological process: glucose metabolic process. Gene Ontology annotation, molecular function: GDP-D-glucose phosphorylase activity. Gene Ontology annotation, cellular component: cytoplasm. Lineage: Eukaryota; Viridiplantae; Streptophyta; Magnoliopsida; Gentianales; Rubiaceae. The coding region runs from base 456 to 1814 and encodes 452 amino acids. The transcript has 5 exons.
UCGGCGAAACCGGACACGAAACUGAUCUUCCUCUCCUUUCUUCUUCCUAACCUCCUAAAUCUAACCAUUUGCCAACAACGGCAACAACUACUUGUGCUAUCUUUUCAUUGAUUUUGGGUGGUCGUAUCGUAUUUAGGACGAAGCGUUGUUAAUACCAAAACUUUCAGUCACGGCUUUUAUCGAACACCUCGGCUACAGUCUUCUUCGCCAUCUAAAGCAGCGUCGGAUUGAGAAUAAUAAGAAGUCAACGGUGGAGGGGGACAAGUGCAGGAUCCCGUCCCCUCACGGUGGAAGGGGUGCUUUACCUUCUGAAGGCGGUUGCCCCUCUGAUCUCCUCUUUCUAGCUGGCGGCGGCGGCGCUGGUUACCACCUUUUCUAAUUUUCCUCGUUAACCCAACCCAACAUUUUCCCCCCUCCCCGCUUAAUUGUCAAAUACUGCACUAAAACAAGAAAAUAUGCUGACCAUAAAGAAGGUUCCCACGGUGGUUUCCAACUACCAAGAAGAUGGCGAUGAUAACAACAAUGCGGCUGGCAUUAGGACCGAAGACGCCACCCAAAGCCAAGCCAGAGGCUGUGCUCGUAAUUGUCUUGGCAAAUGCUGCUUACCUGUUUCCAAGUUACCUUUGUAUGCAUUCAAGAAAAAUGACUAUCCUUCAAAGAACAAUGCUGUCUUUCCUUCUGAUGAUGGCGUAUCACCAAUCUCGUUCUUGAACAACUUGUUGCUGGCCCAAUGGGAAGAUCGAAUGAGGAGAGGGUUAUUCCGGUAUGAUGUGACCUCAUGUGAGACAAAGGUUAUUCCUGGAAGAUAUGGUUUUAUAGCCCAGCUGAAUGAGGGGCGCCACCUGAAGAAACGGCCAACAGAAUUUCGUAUUGACCAGGUUCUUCAGCCUUUUGAUGAGAACAAAUUUAACUUUACCAAGGUGGGCCAGGAAGAAGUACUAUUCAGAUUUGAAUCAAAUGACGAUGACAAGUCCCGUUUCUUUUCCAGCUAUGCAGUUGAUAUUUGUUCGAUUUCACCUAGUGUAGUUGCUAUUAAUGUGAGUCCAAUUGAAUAUGGGCAUGUACUUCUCAUACCUCGGGUGCUUGAUUGCUUGCCUCAGAGGAUUGACCAUGAGAGCUUCUUGCUUGCUCUUUAUUUUGCGAAAGAAGCUGCAGAUCCUUUCUUAAGAGUUGGUUAUAACAGUUUGGGUGCCUUUGCCACCAUUAAUCAUCUUCACUUCCAGGCAUAUUAUCUGUCCGUGACUUUCCCAAUUGAGAAAGCACCAACUCGCAGAAUAAUGGCCAGGAAGGGAUUGCAGGGUGCUGAUUUGGUGGUCUCUGAGCUAUUGGAUUAUCCUGUUCGAGGUCUUGUAUUUGAGGGUGGAUGUGUACUGCGUGACUUAUCUGAUGCUGUUGCAAGUUCAUGCAUUUACCUCCAACAGAAUAACGUUCCUUUUAAUGUUCUAAUUGCUGAUUGUGGGAGGAAAAUCUUUUUGCUCCCUCAGUGUUAUGCAGAGAAACAAGCACUUGGAGAAGUAAGCCUCGAGGUCCUGGAAACUCAAGUCAAUCCUGCUGUUUGGGAAAUAAGUGGACAUAUGGUACUCAAGAGGAGAAAGGAUUACGAUGAUGCCUCAGAGGACUAUGCAUGGAAACUUCUUUCUGAAGUGUCCCUGUCAGGGGUGAGGUUUGAAAGUGUGAAGGCAUGUGUUUCCGAAGCAGCUGGCUUGCAGGUGGAAGUGGAUACAUACAACAUCGACCAGAAAGAAUGUAUCUAUGACUCUGAAGCACCUCAAGUUGCCUCACAUAUGCAACGAGAUUGCCCGGCAAUCCAUUGAAGGAUUAGGCUAUUCUUCUGAGAAUUUAGGUUUUUUUUAAUGUUUAUCUCCAUUCUUUAGCGUUUAUGGGUUGUAGUAUGAGAUUCAGCAGGUCAUUGUGAAGAACAGUUACAUAUAGUCAUAGACAAAAAUCUUGUUCCUCUAGAGGAUGGAUGUUAUUAUAUGAUCUGCAUAUCCCUUGUUUUGAUAUCUCUACUCUAUAGCUUGCUGAUUGACGCUCAUUCAGGCUUAGAGAUUGCCCGAGUUGA